GAGAAGAUACAGAGUAUGUUGACACUUGACACCCUGGUUCUAGAGUGAGAGACAGCUAACCAGUGUUCCCCACUCUGUGUGAUUAUAGGUAUCAUUUUCCUUUUUAAGUUCUGUCAGCCAAACUAACUUCUUCAUAAACUCUGCAUAUAAUCAUCUGAAUCUUGAAAUUGAACCCUGUCCAUUACUUUUUAUUCUCAUUCCUUCUGAAUCUUCUUUCAUGGCUUCAGAUUCUCAAACCACAACUGCAACUACAUCUGAUAAGCCAAUGGAGAACAAGGUGAUUCAAGAAGCUAAGUUGAUGGAAAAAGAGAUAGUAUUGCAGGAAACCGAGGAUGUAGUGAAAGAUAAACCGGUUUCAGAUUCAAACCUGAAGGUUACAAAGGAGGAAUCUACAGAAGAGGGGAAAGAUGAAAGUGACGAGAAGAAGGUAGCUGAGCAAGUGGAACUUAAAGAACCAACCCUUGUUCCUGAGGUUAAUACUGAAGCUGUUGAUGAGGAGAAGCAAAGAGUGGAGAGCGUUGUUGAAGAAGACAACAAGGAUAAGGAGGAGACAAAGGUGGUUGAUGUUUCAGAAUCCACAGAUGAAGCCGGAAGCAAACAGGUGGAACCAGUUGAUGUUCAACUUGUUAGAGAAGUACCUUCAGAGACUGUAGAAGACAAAAGCAAAGAUGUUGAUCUUCUUGAAGUCGAGCCUAAGCCAGAGGCUUCUGAAAAAGUUGAGACUCCUCUAGAGAAAGCAAAGGAAGUGGCACCAGAAGUUGAAGUAGUGAAGGAAGAAGAAACACCUGAAGACGUUUUAUCUCCUCCAGAUGUCAUUGAGAAGGCCAUUACUGAUGAGAAACAUUUACUGGAAGAACCAUCAAAGGAUGAACAAGAGAAAGCAAGUGAAGCCAAAGAUGUCGUAACUAAACUAGCUACAGAAGAUGAGAACAUCACAAAAGAGACUGAAACACAUGCUGCAGAAGACAAGAGCGAGGAGGCUUUGAAAGAAACUGAUGAAGAACCAAGAGAGAAGGAAACUGAAGGAAUCAAACAAGAGGAAUCAGUUGCAGAUAAAGUAUCAGAGGUUGUCGAAGUGAGCGAUGAGCUGAAACAAGAAGCAGAAGUCCCAACCAAAGAAGUUGCUGUGAAGCAAAAACAUUCAAACAGUAUUAUGUCAAAGGUGAAGCAAUCCCUUGUUAAGGCAAAGAAAGCCAUCAUUGGAAAGUCUCCAAGCUCUAAGACUAUCACAACGGAAGAAGCCAAAGAAGAAACCAAAGUCAAGUGAUAAAGAAGUCAUGGGUUCCUUAUAGUCUUUCAAGGUAUUUUAAUUUAUGUUGCUUCGUGUGAGGGAAAAAAACAGAUCAUUCUUUUUAUUUGUGUUUAUGGCUUUGUGUGGUUAUAACUUAUAUCUGUAAACCUACAAAGAUUUGGCUUUGUGUUGUGCUAUGGAUGUGUGUUUAGAAAUUUCUUCAAGUUAUUGUCAUGGAAGUAA
Molecule: messenger RNA, 1474 nt
Organism: Brassica oleracea var. oleracea
Lineage: Eukaryota; Viridiplantae; Streptophyta; Magnoliopsida; Brassicales; Brassicaceae
Product: RNA polymerase II degradation factor 1-like
Exons: 2
Coding region: 218-1267 (349 amino acids)
Source: RefSeq, a predicted model, not a curated record